AGCGGGCGCCUGGUGGUGGAGGUGGGCGGGCGCUGCCAGUUCCCCCAGGUCAGACCCUUCCUCGACCAAGUGGCCAAGAAACUGCCCUUCCCGGCCAUCCCCGUCAGCAGGGAAGGGCUGCAGGAGAUGAGGAAGGAGGAAGAGGAGAAGAAAGUCACCAACCAGAACCCCUGGACCUUCGAGAGGGUGGUGACCACCAACAUGCUGGGCAUGCGCAAGUACCUGAGCCCCUGCGACCUGCGCUUCAAGGGGCGCUACUGGGGGAAGUUCUUCCUCAAGCACCGGGUCUGA
Chaetura pelagica (chimney swift) is the source of this 291-nucleotide messenger RNA. It is a transcript of the gene MRPL16, whose product is annotated as mitochondrial ribosomal protein L16. Gene Ontology annotation, molecular function: structural constituent of ribosome. The record is from RefSeq and is a predicted model, not a curated record. The transcript has a single exon. Gene Ontology annotation, biological process: translation. Lineage: Eukaryota; Metazoa; Chordata; Aves; Apodiformes; Apodidae. The annotation marks the transcript as partial. Gene Ontology annotation, cellular component: ribosome.